Oncorhynchus gorbuscha (pink salmon) is the source of this 2665-nucleotide messenger RNA. RefSeq names its product long-chain-fatty-acid--CoA ligase 6-like. The transcript has 22 exons. The record is from RefSeq and is a predicted model, not a curated record. Gene Ontology annotation, molecular function: arachidonate-CoA ligase activity. Lineage: Eukaryota; Metazoa; Chordata; Actinopteri; Salmoniformes; Salmonidae. Gene Ontology annotation, cellular component: membrane; endoplasmic reticulum. Gene Ontology annotation, biological process: long-chain fatty-acyl-CoA biosynthetic process; very long-chain fatty acid metabolic process; long-chain fatty acid metabolic process. Bases 525 to 2633 code for a protein of 702 amino acids.
ACCCUUUAAUUUCAGUGGGUAGGCCGUUGCGAAGGGCAGCCUAUGGACUACCUAGAGGUUAUAUAAAAUAUAUAGUCCAGGAGGAAUUGUAUUCGUUCAUAUUUGAGGAGGCAUUUUUCUUAUCUUCUCGUGUGCACCUAUACUCAUUUCUACUCUCCAAGGCAAAUAGGCUCCUGUAACCGGUUGGACGUUGCAUGCUGUAUUGACUGGCUUGCAGUAGCCUAGUAUUACUCGUUGGUUCUCAUAAUCUCCCAGAUUGCCGGCUGGUACUGCAGUCGAUGCUGCAGUUGUAGGCUCUUGCACCGGGCUGUGUGCUGCGACAGCAGACUCAAUGAGAAAGGAAUGCUUGCCUUCGUUCUGAUCUCUGGGUCUAUCUGGAUUAUAUUAGUGUGACGUGCACCUUCACGCGCUGAAGCAAUCUUGUCUGAUUGGAAGGAGCUGUUCAAUGGCGAGGGUCCUGAAACACUGCAUCCAGUCGGAGCAUAUUUAGCACUCUCUGGAGUAACGAGCUGAGUUCCACCCUGAUGGAGAGGAUGCAGACCCAGGAGCUGCAGAGCAGUCUACAGCUGCCAGAGCUGGAUGAGUUAAACCAGUUCUUCCGCUCCCUGCCCAUCUCCACACUGGUGGGCAUCGGUGCCCUGACCGCCGUGCUGGCCUACUGGCUGGCCACACGGCCACGUGCCAUCUCUCCUCCCUGCAAUCUCCAACACCAGUCUGAAGAAGUGGCGCAUGAAGAUGGGGUUCGCAGGUCCAUGCUGGGGGACAGCCCCAAUAAUCUGCUGACACACUACCACGAGGAUGCCAAAACCAUGUAUGAGGUGUUCCAGAGAGGCCUCCACAUAGCCGGUGAUGGACCUUGCUUAGGCUCCCGGCUACCCGAAAAGCCUUACAAGUGGCUGUCCUAUAAAGAGGUCACAACCCGGGCGGAGUACUUAGGGUCGGGGCUGCUGAGCCAGGGCUGCACGCCGUGCCCAGAUCAGUUCAUCGGAGUGUUUGCACAAAACAGGCCAGAGUGGAUCAUUUCGGAGCUGGCCUGCUACACCUACUCUAUGGUGGUGGUGCCUCUGUAUGACACACUAGGGCCUGAUGCCAUACGCUACAUCAUCAACACUGCGGACAUCGUCACAGUAAUCUGUGACAAGCCUGAGAAGGCCCAGGUGCUUUUGGGUAACGUGGAGAGGCAGGAGACCCCUGGGCUGAAGAGAAUCAUCCUGAUGGACCCCUUUGAUCCUGCCCUGCUGGAGGAGGGGGCGGGCUGCGGGGUCAUCGUCCAGUCCAUGCAAGAUGUGGAGGAUCUGGGCAGAGACAACCACAGAAAGCCCCUGCCACCUACACCAGAAGAUCUGUCCAUCGUGUGCUUCACCAGUGGUACCACAGGAAACCCAAAGGGAGUCAUGCUGACACACGGGAAUGUUGUGGCUGAUUUCUCAGGCUUCCUCAAAGUGACAGAUAAAGUAAUAUUCCCAAACCAAGACGACGUUCUUAUCUCCUUCCUGCCUCUGGCGCACAUGUUUGAAAGACUCAUCCAGUCUGUGGUGUAUUGUCACGGUGGCCGGAUCGGUUUCUUCCAAGGCGACAUCCGCCUGUUGUCUGAUGACAUGAAGGCCUUACGGCCCACCAUCUUCCCUGUGGUACCUCGACUGCUCAACCGCAUGUACGACAAGAUAUUCAGCCAGGCCAACACCCCAUUGAAGCGUUGGCUGCUGAACUUUGCAGCGAAGAGAAAAGGGGCAGAGGUCAGCAGGGGGAUCAUCCGCAUGGACAGCCUGUGGGAUAAGAUAUUCUUCAGUAAGAUACAGGCCAGCCUGGGUGGGAGGUUACGCAUGAUUGUAACUGGAGCUGCGCCGGCCUCCCCCACUGUACUGGGGUUUCUCAGGGCUGCACUGGGUUGUCAGGUGUAUGAGGCGUAUGGCCAGACAGAGUGUACUGCUGGUUGUACUUUCACCACUCCUGGAGACUGGACCUCAGGUCAUGUGGGGGCACCAUUGCCAUGUAACCUCAUCAAGCUGGUGGAUGUGGCUGAGAAGAACUACUUUGCACGCAAGGGAGAAGGAGAGGUGUGUGUGAAAGGACCCAAUGUUUUCAAGGGCUACCUCAAAGACCCUGAGAGGACUGCUGAAACCCUGGACACAGACGGUUGGCUCCACACCGGAGACAUAGGGAGAUGGUUACCUAACGGUACACUGAAGAUCAUUGACAGGAAGAAGCACAUCUUUAAGCUGGCCCAGGGAGAGUACAUCUCCCCUGAGAAGAUAGAGAACAUUUACAUCCGCUGUGAGCCUGUGACCCAGCUCUACGUCCAUGGUGACAGCCUACAGUCCUGUCUGGUUGCCAUAGUUGUUCCUGACCCAGAGACAAUGCCUGCAUGGGCCCUGAAGAAAGGCAUGGAGGGGAGCUAUCGGGACCUCUGUAAAAAUACUGUCCUGAAGAAAGCCAUCAUGGAAGACUUGCAGAGACUGGGCAAGGCCAGUGGCCUCCACUCGUUUGAGCAGGUGAAAAACAUCCACAUCCACAACGAGCAGUUCUCCAUACAGAAUGGCCUGUUGACUCCCACACUAAAAGCGAAGAGACCCGAGCUGAGGGAGUUUUUCAAGGAGAAGAUUGAAGACCUGUACGAAAACAUCUCCAUGUGAAACACUACCACAGAAUAAACAUUUCUCAGUAA